This is a messenger RNA of Penicillium olsonii, 1158 nucleotides long. The record is from the annotation of a GenBank genome assembly. NCBI's taxonomy places the organism in Eukaryota, Fungi, Ascomycota, Eurotiomycetes, Eurotiales, Aspergillaceae.
AUGAAUGUGCCAAUUUCUCGUUUUGCCCUCUUGGCUGGUAUCCUGCUAGGCCAUGCAUCAGCCAGCAUACCUGCCCUCAGCUCUAUGCCAGCUAGCAGUCAAGCCCAUGUCAUGACUGCAAGCUGUGAGACACGACUUGGAACCAGCUCGGUGAAGUCAGUACCUACCAUCACUCGCACUCACACUAUCCAUGACCGUCAUCCAGUUGUGGUCUUCACAACCACCCUGGACACCGUCACCGUCACUCCUGCGGAGUCUACAUCGAUGGUGACAGACUAUGAGACCCUUACAGUGAUAUCGACUGCUUCCACUGUCACUGAAACAUUCUCAACCACUUCCACCGAGUACCACACCAGUACUUUGACCCUGCAACCCUUGCCUGUGAUCACAACUGUCUCUGCUGUUGUGUCCACCACCUUUACCAGCACCUCUACUAUUCCCGCCUCUGCUGGCUUCACACCAAUUGCAGACACUCUUCCUCCCUCUGCUACACUUAUCAAGCGCUCUCUGCUGGAGGAGGAAGAGGAGUGUGCUCCCUGGGUUGAUGACUACCAAUUCCCCCAAGAGGUGGUGUGCCACGAGAAGAAUGUCAUCAAGACGACCACUGCCUCUACAGUCACUGGGUUCCCGGUGACUGAUACUGCUGCUACUCCCACUACAACAGUCACUGUGACAAAUACUGUGACUAGCAGCUCGGUUGUUCUUCCCUCAGAUGUCUCUACCACUCUGAGUUACAGCACAGCCUCAACCAUCACUGAGACAUUGAGCCUUUCCCCUAGUACCAGCACCGUAACAAGCACCAGUACUGCCAUCGGUGCCAUGGCUACUGCUGUAUUUUAUGAUGCUUGCGCCUCCAACAACAUUGCCGGUUCCCCUCUGUCUGCGGACUUUGGCAGCCUUCAGGGCAAAUACAUCUACAGCUUGAUGUUUUCACACGUUCCAGGUCAGCUGUUCAAAGUUGGUAACUCUGCUUCCGCAUAUGACUGCUGUGUAAGCUGUCAGGAGAGUGCUACAUGUGCCAUGUCCUACUUUUACCCGGGCUUCUGCUAUGUUGUAACCACCACCCAGUGCUCAUCUUCUACCUACGGUACUAUCUCUUUCUCGAGUGAAGGGGCCGCGCAAGUAUCGAACGGAAACUGUGGGAUAGUUAUUUCUUGA